Messenger RNA from Cercopithifilaria johnstoni, 1860 nucleotides. Lineage: Eukaryota; Metazoa; Nematoda; Chromadorea; Rhabditida; Onchocercidae. The record is from the annotation of a GenBank genome assembly.
AUGACUGUUCAGUAUAACUUGGAUGUGUCAACUUCUCGACCUUGGACAUUAUUCAAACUUUUAUUCCGAUGGCGUGGGAGUAUAUGGAAAUCGAUAACUCUUGAAUUAUUUGUUUGGCUGGUAUUAUUUGCAGUAAUAUCAGUGAUAUAUCGUGUUGCUUUAACCAGUGAACAAGUUAGCACAUUCGAGCAGUUCGUAUAUUAUUGUGAUGAGAAAUUGGAUUACAUUCCGUUGAAUUUCAUGCUUGGCUUCUUUGUCACAUCCGUUCUGAAUCGAUGGAUCAAUUUUUUCGUAAAUAUUGGAUACAUUGAUAAUAUAGCUUUAUUGGUAGCAGCAUAUGUGAAGGGUUCAGAUGAACGAGCACGAAUGCUACGUCGAAAUAUCAUUCGGUAUUGCGUUCUAUCGCAAGCGCUUGUUUUUCGUGAUAUCAGUAUGCGAGUACGAAAACGGUUUCCAACGAUCGAAGCAUUGGUUGCUGCCGGUUUUAUGAUGAAACACGAAAAGGAAAAAUAUGAUGCAAUCCAAUAUCGUUAUGCCAAAUAUUGGAUGCCAUUCCAAUGGGCAUUAUCACUUUGUCAGGAAGCGCGAAAUCAGCAAAAAAUUUCCAGCGAUAUUUUACUUGAAAAAGUUGGUGAAGAAAUUAAAGUAUUUCGUACAAAUUUGGCAAUUUUAUGUAACUUUGAUUGGGUACCAUUGCCAAUUAUGUAUCCGCAAUUAAUCGUCUUAGCUGUUCAUACAUAUUUCCUCGUUGGUGCUAUUGCCAGACAAUAUGUUAUGAGUGAAAAAGCACGAAACAAAUCAACGUUGGAUAUCUACUUUCCGGUUAUGACCAUUAUUCAGUUUAUUUUCUAUAUGGGAUGGUUGAAAGUAGCAGAAGCAAUGUUGAAUCCGUUCGGUGAAGAUGAUGACGAUUUUGAAUGCAAUUUUCUUCUCGACAAAAAUCUUAGCGUAGGCCUGACAAUCGUCGAUGAUGGAUGCAACAAGACACCGGCAUUACUCAAGGAUGUUUUUUGGAGCGAAACCGAAAUUGAACCAUUAUAUUCAGCAGAAUCAGCUCGUGGAGAAUAUCGACUUUCCGGUUUGACAGGUUCAACCGCAAACAUUCGAUUAGAUGAUCAAAACAAAAAAAUUAAAAUGUUGCCUUUAUCACGAGAAGUCGAUAAUCAUCAUUCAAUUUCGGGAUUCUUACGAAAUUCGAUGCGACAUAGUCUACGUGGAGGGAAAACUGAUCAUCAUGGUGGUAUUAUGAAUAUUGUUCGUCAAAAAUUUGGUAGGUCAUUAAGCCAUACUCAUUUCAAUAUGGAUCAAAAUGCUGAUGAUUUCGGUUGUAAGGCAAAUCAAAGUGUGAACGAAUUAUCAGGUUUGGAAAAAGGUUAUUCAAAAUGGAUGGGUAACAGUGAAAGCCGCCGAAGUAGCUUAAACCGUGUGUUGGAAACUAUUAUCAAUGAAUCUUAUGAUAAUCCAAAUGUUAACUUGUCAGACGAGGACUUACCGCUAACGUUGAAACAUUUAUCAAUUAGCACAACUGGUGAUGGUCGACAUUCGGGCCAUCCUACAUUGUCACAAACGUCAGUGUUACAUAAACUGGAAGAUUUGGAAGAGGAAACAGAAGAAGCUAUGGGUAGAAAAAAUACCAUCGUAGAAAAUACUUCAACUGUUGCUAAGAAUGAUUCGAUGGAUAACGCAAAAUUACGAAAUGAAGACGUACAAAUUGGAGGUUUCGAUACUUCAUUGCAAACAAUAACUCGACGACGAAGUGUUCCAUCAAAUGAUGUAAAUUCUGGUAGCAUUCUGAUGGCUCUCUAUAGGCAGAAAUCAUAUCCUGAAAUUAAAUUAGGAAAUAAAUCAUCAUUUACGUAA